Messenger RNA from Drosophila grimshawi, 4639 nucleotides. It is a transcript of the gene DNApol-alpha180, whose product is annotated as DNA polymerase alpha catalytic subunit. The record is from RefSeq and is a predicted model, not a curated record. Gene Ontology annotation, biological process: mitotic DNA replication initiation; DNA replication; leading strand elongation. The transcript has 7 exons. Bases 76 to 4521 code for a protein of 1481 amino acids. Gene Ontology annotation, molecular function: single-stranded DNA binding; DNA replication origin binding; purine nucleotide binding. Lineage: Eukaryota; Metazoa; Arthropoda; Insecta; Diptera; Drosophilidae. Gene Ontology annotation, cellular component: alpha DNA polymerase:primase complex.
ACAGUUUCCCGCCAUUACUGAACGAUCUUCGCUUUGCGAAAUUUUAUUAAAUUGCAUAAAUUGGUGGCGUUUGAAAUGGCCGAUUCACCAUCUGGUCCGCGUGUGAAGCGACAGCGCAUCGACAAAUCGGGUCGAUUUGCGGCGCUGGAACGCCUGAAAGGUCUCAAAGGAACCAAAAACAAAUGUGAGGUGGAAGAUAAAGUUGACGAUGUUUACGAGGUGGUCGACGAGCGCGAAUAUGCGAAGCGCGCCAACGAGAAAUAUGGCGGCGAUUGGAUUGAAGAAGAUGGGACUGGCUAUGCCGAAGAUGGACGUGACUUUUUUGAGGAUGAAGACGAGUACUCUGACGGCGGCAAUGAGCAGACCAAUGGCAAACAAAAGAAAGUGAACAACGCAAAAAAACGGCCACGCGACACCGAAAAACCUGCCAAGGGUAAAGCAUCGAUUCGCAAUCUGUUCAGCAAUGCAGUGCCCAGAAAGACGGACAUCAAGAAUAGCGUUAAGGAUGACGACAUUCUGGCCGAUAUACUGGGCGAAAUUAAGCAGGAGCCAGCGGGCGAGUCAUCUAUGCUGCAGCAACAGAAGAUUAUAGCGCCAGCCAAAAUUGUGGCUGCUACACGAAAAUCCGAGGCAGUCGCUGCCAAAGAAUACAUGAACAGUUUUCUGACCAACAUCAAAAUGCAGGAACAGCAGCGCAAAAAGUCCGAUGCAGCCAGCGACGAUGAAAUGCUGGAUCGCAUACUGCAACCAAAGGCGGCAAUCCCCAACAAAAAGAUCACGCCAAUUGUGCCAACAGUUGCAGCGCAAAUAAAACGGGAGCAGAUCGCGCAAUCUGUUGAAGAGCAGCCCAAACAGCAGACAGAAGCAGCUGCAGCUGAUCAUUGCGAUAAUGACUUGGAUUUCAGUUGCCUGGAGGACGAUGAAAAUCAACUGGAGCCGACGGCCUCUAUUGCCAAGCCAGAGCCCAAAGCAUCGCCAGCAGUUGCAAAGCCCGAGGCAGACGAUAUGAGUAAGCUGCUAAGCAACUGGGAGUCCAUAUGCCAAAUGGACGAUGAUUUUGAGAAAUCAGUAAUGGCCAGCGAAGCAGAGACCAGUGCUGGCAACGAUCCGGUUGAUGUGGAACAGCUGCGCUUCUGGUAUUGGGAGGCCUGGGAGGAUCCAAUCAAGUUGCCAGGCGAAGUGUUUCUCUUUGGCCGCACACCCGAUGGUAAAUCCAUCUGUGUGCGCGUGCAGAAUAUCAAUCGUGUCUUGUAUCUGCUGCCCAGACAAUAUCUCCUCGAUCCCAUUACAAAGGAGCACACAAAGCAAAAGGUGACCGCUGCCGACAUGUACAAGGAGUUUGAUACGCACAUCGCCACUGAAUUGAAACUGGAAACGUUUCGAUCGCGCAAGGUGAGCAAAAGCUUUGCCAAUCAUGCCAUUGGCAUCGAUGUGCCGCAGACCUGCGACUACCUGGAGGUGCACUACGAUGGCAAGAAGCCGGCACCGAAUAUGCUCAACAAGAAAUAUGAUUCCAUUGCGCACAUCUUUGGAGCGAGUACCAAUGCACUGGAGCGAUUCUUGCUGGAGCGCAAGAUCAAGGGUCCCUGUUGGCUGCAGAUAAGCGGAUUUAAUGUGAAUCCCGCGGCAAUAAGCUGGUGCAAAACGGACGUCACAAUUGCUGAGCCUAAGAACGUUGAGGUCUUGCAGGAGCAGGGCAAGCCAACGCCACCGCCGGCCAUUACACUGUUGACCCUAAAUGUGCGCACCUCGAUGAACCCAAAGACGCUCCGCAAUGAGAUAUGCAUGAUUUCGAUGCUGACUCAUAAUCGCUUUCACAUUGACAAGCCGGCGCCGCAGCCCGCCUUCAAUCGUCACAUGUGCGCCCUGACACGACCCGCUGUCUCCAGCUGGCCCUUUGACCUGAACCUGCAGCUGGCCAAGUACAAGUCGACGAAGAUCUAUAAGCAUGACUCGGAGCGUGCGCUGCUCAGCUGGUUUCUGGCGCAGUACCAACAGAUCGAUGCCGAUCUCAUUGUCACCUUCGAUGCAAUGGAUUGCCAGCUGAAUGUGAUCACCGAUCAGAUUGUCGCCCUCAAAAUACCGCAAUGGUCACGCAUGGGUCGAUUGCGUUUCACGCAAACAUUUGGCAAACGGCUGCUGGAUCACUUUGUCGGACGCAUGGUCUGCGAUGUGAAGCGUUCGGCGGAGGAGUGCAUACGUGCUAGAUCCUAUGAUCUGCAGUCGCUCUGUCAGCAGGUCUUAAAGCUGCAGGAAUCGGAGCGCAUGGAUGUCAAUGCCGACGAUCUGCUUGAGAUGUACGAGAAGGGCGACAAUAUUACGAAGCUCAUCUCGUUGACCAUGCAGGAUGCCUCCUACAUGCUGCGUCUCAUGUGCGAGCUGAACAUAAUGCCGCUGGCCUUGCAGAUAACCAACAUUUGUGGAAACACAAUGACGCGCACCUUGCAAGGCGGUCGCUCCGAGCGUAAUGAGUUUCUCUUGCUGCACGCCUUUCACGAGAAGAACUACAUUGCGCCCGACAAGCAGCCACAGCGACGUGGCGCUGCUGUCAAAGCUGAAGCUGAUCCGAAUGCCACCACUGGCAAUGACACAACGGUGGCAACAACGGGUGCCGGAGCCGCACGUAAAAAGGCUGCCUAUGCGGGUGGAUUGGUGUUGGAACCGCUGCGCGGUCUGUACGAGAAAUACGUGCUGCUAAUGGACUUCAAUUCACUGUAUCCGAGCAUCAUCCAGGAGUACAAUAUAUGCUUCACAACGGUGCAACAGCCACACGAUGCCGAUCAGCUGCCCGUGCUGCCCGAUUCCAGUGCGGAGCCAGGAAUUCUGCCGCAACAACUGCGCCGUCUGGUCGAGUCGCGUCGCGAGGUGAAGAAGCUAAUGGCUGUGCCGGAUUUAUCGCCCGAGCUGCACAUGCAAUAUCACAUACGUCAGAUGGCCCUCAAGCUGACUGCGAACUCGAUGUACGGUUGUCUGGGAUUUGCGCAUUCGCGUUUCUUUGCCCAGCAUUUGGCGGCGCUGGUGACGCACAAGGGUCGCGAGAUUCUGGUCAAUACACAGCAACUGGUGCAGAAGCUCAACUACGAUGUGGUCUAUGGUGACACAGAUUCCCUGAUGAUCAACACGAAUAUAACGGACUACGAUCAGGUCUAUAGGAUUGGGCACGCCAUCAAGCAGAGCGUCAACAAGCUGUACAAGCAACUCGAGCUGGACAUCGAUGGCGUCUUUGCCUGUCUGCUGCUGCUUAAAAAGAAGAAAUAUGCCGCCGUCAAGCUGAGCAAGAAUGCAAAGGGCGUACUGCGACGUGAGCACGAGUACAAGGGUCUGGACAUUGUGCGUCGCGAUUGGUCACAGGUGGCCAUCAUGGUGGGCAAAGCGGUGCUCGAUGAAGUGCUCGCCGAGAAGCCACUCGAGGACAAACUGGACGCUGUGCACGCCCAGUUGGGACGCAUCAAGGAUCAAAUUGAACAAUCGGCUGUGCCGUUGCCGCUGUAUGUGAUCACCAAGCAACUGACACGUGCGCCACAGGAGUAUGCGAACAGCGCCUCGCUGCCCCAUGUCCAAGUGGCAAUGCGCAUGAAUCGCGAACACAAUCGGCGCUACAAAAAAGGCGACAUGGUUGACUAUGUGAUCUGUCUGGAUGGCACCACAAAUGCGGCCAUGCAGCGCGCCUAUCAUCUGGAUGAGCUGAAGGGCAGCGAAACGCUCAAGCUGGACACCAACUACUAUCUAAGCAAUCAAAUCCAUCCAGUGGUCACGCGAAUGGUCGAAGUGCUCGAGGGCACCGAUGCCAGUCGCAUUGCCGAGUGCCUUGGCAUGGAUGCCAGCAAAUUCAGGCAGAAUGCUCAACGCAUACAACGUGAGCGCACUGAGGAGGCUGAGGGGGAAUCGUUGCAGAAGACCACGCUGCAGCUGUAUCGCCUUUGCGAACCAUUCCGCUUCAAUUGUGUGGCCUGCAAGACGGAGCAGCUGAUGGCCAGCGCCUAUCGACCAGGCCCAAAUAGCAGCCAUGUGCCCGUGCUGCAGCAGUGCGUCAAUGCCGAGUGCCAGACAUCGCCGCUGCAAUAUCUAGUUAGCAUACGCAAUCAGUUGCAGUUGCGCAUACGCGGCUAUGUGCAGCGCUUUUAUCGCAACUGGCUGGUGUGCGAUCAUCCCGAUUGCAACUACAAUACGCGAAGCUAUUCGAUACGGCUUGAGUUGCGUCGACCGUUGUGCCUCAAGUGCAGCAGCGGCGCCAUGCUGCGCCAGUACUCGGAACGUGAUCUCUACAAUCAGCUGUGCUACCUGCGCUUCAUGUUUGACCUCAACAAGCAGCAGCUGACCCAGAAGCCUACGCUAACGCCCGAACUGGAGCAGGCUUAUCAGCUGCUGUUGGACACUGUGGAACAGCAAUUCCAAAGUUCUGGAUAUGUGGUCAUAUCGCUGGGCAACAUAUUUGCGCGCAGCCUGGCGCUGUCAUCGCUGCAACCUCCGAAGAAGGCCCAGCGAGAUGAUGAGAUUGCCAGUAGUUUGGCGGAUGUUUAGAUCUUUACACAACCUGCACUUUUAUUAUUACACACAACUAGAACACACGCACAUCUGGUGACAAAUAUGUAUAAACUCUUUGAUAAACUAGCUGAGAAACUUCUCGAGCGGAAAGUGA